ACUAAACCUCCGCAAAGGGUUCCUCCAUGUAUCUACAACGUCCGCCAUCUCAUAGGUACUCCCGCGCCCUCUUGCAUUUCUCACGUGGAGAUAAGCCCUCCCGAUAAGCCGGGAUUUGCGCUUCUUUUUCCCAGUCGCGGUCGACGCUCCAGCAAUCCUCAUCUCCACGCCUUUCUCCCCUCCAUCACCGCUGCAGGCACCAGUGGUGAGACACAUUCACCAUGUCAUCCCCAUUAGUACUUCUCCCUGGAGAUGAGGUCCCAUCAGAAUACCUCCCUGCUACCAAUUCCGCUCCAUUGAGGCUGGGUCCCGGUCUCCGUCUACUUACGCAACCACCCUCUUCCUCACCUUCAUCAUCCUCCCCUAGCCAUGUUCUCACAGCCACCCAAGCCGGCAUACUGUCCACCGAUAACAAAAGAAACGCCGUCUCUAUUUUCUCCUCUCCGAACCGCCGCUACAUCCCUACGCCCAACGACCUGGUCAUUGCGCAGGUCCACCAUUCCAGCCAGGAUUACUUCCAUUGCAUGAUUACCCCACAGACGCCUCAUGUGGUGCUGGGACAGCUGGCAUUCGAAGGUGCGACGAAGAAGACACGGCCGAUGCUUAAACAAGGCGAUCUAGUCUACGCUCGUGUGCUCUCGGUCGGUCUUGGUGCGGGCGCGGAGAUUGAACUCACAUGUGUGAAUCCUGCGACGGGAAAGGCUGAGCCCGGAGGUCUGGGCCAUUUGACCGGGGGUAUGGUGUUUGAUAUCUCCACUGGCAUGGCUGCUAGGUUAAUGAGGGCAAGUUCAUCUUCCUCCGAUCAACAAGAUGGCGUGGCCGGGCUGGUUGUGCUGGAUGAACUGGGCAAGAAGUUGGAGAAAGCCGGUGGUUUUGAGAUUGCGGUGGGAAGAAAUGGCAAGGUCUGGGUGGACUGUUCUAAUGGUGGAGAUGCUGCAGUCAAGGCAACGGUAGCGAUUGGACGGUGCUUGACUACGAUUGAUGAACACGAUUUGGGCCCAGCCGAUCAGAAGAAGUUGGUUUCGAGGAUACUGCGAGAGAUGAAGAUCGACGUCUAGGAGGAGGGAUGGGAGUGGUUACUGUGCCUUUAUGACUAAUUGUGUGAUAUCAUGCAGUAUUUGACGAUCCCAGCGUUUCUUGUACUAUUUCAGGCUGUAGGGCAGAUCUGGGAGGACAAGAUGACCAAUUCUGAGUGCAUGUCACACUCAUACCUUGCUCGGGCAGUUCAACCAGGUUGGGUUGGAUCAUGAUCCCCACAUGGAGCUCAAUCCCUGCCACUGACAUCCAAGCUUAAGCCUCAUAAGGAUGGACACUGAAGACGAUGUGUAGCGGCCGCGAACACUUGAGACUGGCAUUAGAGAGCAGAAGAUUGAACAAACAAGUUGAAAGCAAGAACGAGAGGCUAGUUAGAUGAACUCGCUGAACAACUGGUUGAUCAAUUUCACGUGGAAUUAGUACCUAUUACCUAGUUGGUCGGGCUUUACCAUGCUGCAAACGGUGAAGCGCCUCCAUA
This is a messenger RNA of Aspergillus ibericus CBS 121593, 1513 nucleotides long. Its product is annotated as exosome non-catalytic core subunit RRP40. Lineage: Eukaryota; Fungi; Ascomycota; Eurotiomycetes; Eurotiales; Aspergillaceae. The record is from RefSeq and is a predicted model, not a curated record. Gene Ontology annotation, molecular function: RNA binding. Gene Ontology annotation, biological process: exonucleolytic trimming to generate mature 3'-end of 5.8S rRNA from tricistronic rRNA transcript (SSU-rRNA, 5.8S rRNA, LSU-rRNA); nuclear polyadenylation-dependent rRNA catabolic process; TRAMP-dependent tRNA surveillance pathway. Gene Ontology annotation, cellular component: nuclear exosome (RNase complex); cytoplasmic exosome (RNase complex). Bases 222 to 1058 code for a protein of 278 amino acids. The transcript has a single exon.